GGUAUGCCUAUAGCUCCAUAUUAUUAUCAAUUCUCAGCCAAAAUAAUGGGUAUGAAUUAUAUAUUUAUAAAAAUAUUGGUAAUAUUAUUAUUAAUAUUAUUGGAUAAAAAUGGUGUUAAUGGAGAAGAAAAUGUGCCAUGUUUUUUCAUAUUUGGAGAUUCUUUAGUUGACAAUGGAAAUAACAACAGACUUCCAACCUCUGCAAAAGUUAAUUAUAAGCCUUAUGGCAUUGAUUUAUUAUCAUCUCCUGAUCCAACUGGAAGAUUUUCCAAUGGUCUCACUCCUGUUGACAUACUUGGUGAACUUUUAGGGUUUGAGGAGUUGAUACCACCAUUUUCGAGUGCAAGUGGAGAUAUGAUACUAAAAGGUGUAAAUUAUGCAUCUGGUGCAGCAGGAAUUCGCCAAGAAUCAGGCCAACAUUUGGGGGCACGUGUGAGCUUGGAUAAACAAUUAUGGAACCAUCAAAUAACAAUUUUACGUAUGAAUCACAUUCUUAAUAAUAAAAAAUAUGAUAAUUAUAAUUAUAAUUAUAAAUCAUCAACAAAAGAUUACUUAGAAAAAUGUUUGUAUUAUGUUGGAAUGGGAAGUAAUGAUUACCUUAACAAUUAUUUCUUACCUAAAAUUUACUCUUCAAGUCAUAUUUAUACACCUCAACAAUAUGCUUCUCUCCUCAUCGAUCAAUAUCAAAAACAAAUUCAGAGAUUGUAUAGUUAUGGUGCAAGGAAGGUUGCCCUAAUUGGAUUGGGACCCAUUGGUUGCAUCCCCUAUGCAAUGAAAUCAUUUGGGGCAAAAAAUGGAUCAAUUUGUGUUGAUGAAGUGAAUGAAGCUAUUCAAUUAUUCAACCAAAAGCUUAUAUCACUUGUUGACAAUUUCAACAACAAAUUCAAUGAUUCAGCAAAGUUCAUUUAUGUCAACUCUUUUGGAAUAGGCUCUGGGGAUCCCACUGCUGCUGGGUUCAAGUUUUUGAACACAAGUUGUUGCCCAACAAAUAAUAUUGGGCAAUGUAUACCAAAUGGGAAAGUUUGUGAAAAGAGAGAAUUAUAUGUGUUUUGGGAUGAUAUUCACCCAACUCAAGCUGUCAAUGGAUUCACUGCAAAUAGAUCCUAUAAUGCUUUUCUUCCUUCUGAUACUUAUCCCAUUGAUAUUAAACAACUUGUUGCUUUACAACUCUAAUUACUUAAUUAAUUAAAUUAAUACAUAUAUAAUUAAGGUGUAUGCAUGUCAAUUAUACAAUCAAUAAAAUAUUGAGAAAGAAAAUAAGGUUGAUCAUUUG
This is a messenger RNA of Cannabis sativa, 1273 nucleotides long. Its product is annotated as GDSL esterase/lipase At1g29660-like. Gene Ontology annotation, molecular function: hydrolase activity, acting on ester bonds. The record is from RefSeq and is a predicted model, not a curated record. NCBI's taxonomy places the organism in Eukaryota, Viridiplantae, Streptophyta, Magnoliopsida, Rosales, Cannabaceae. The transcript has 5 exons. Bases 4 to 1173 code for a protein of 389 amino acids.